CUACAGUGCUGCGUAUCUGGCCAGUAGUGUGUAGCAACCCCGCGUGAAGGGCUUCAAGGGCAAGUGCGCCAAUUCAGCUGUUCUUAUGCACGGGAGUAGUGCAAAAAAAAAAAAUAAUAAUAAUAAUUAUUAUUAUUAUUGGAUUUAUAAACGACUGCUGGAAAUAAACGGCCAGCACGGUUCAGCACGGUUGUAGUCGAAAUGCAACUCCAACAGCCCCGCUCAGCUCGACUCAGCCCAACUCAGCACGGCACGGCUCAGCCGCGUUUGUAGUGGAAAAGUGGCAUAAGUGCAGCCUGGAGCUUUUGGUGUAUGUGUGAAUCACAAUAUUUCUUUAUUGCUGUGAGCAAAAACAACAUUCUCCCUUUACAUGGACUCCAUCAGUUCCCUCUAGCCUGAGGAAUAGUUCACCAAAACACAAGUUGUUUAUCAAUUUUAAUGAAAGAGAAAAUCUUGGGAAUGGUGGAUCAUUUCUUGACAACUGAAGAGAACUUCCUUUCUUACAGUGGCGUAGACUCGCCUGUGGUGUACCACUCAUUGGAUAUAGUAUUAGACUCGGGGAGCUAUAAGGUGAUGCCUUCACCAUUCUCAGAAGACGACCACAGUGAUACAUCAAGCCUGCGUUCCUGCUCCUCCCCAGAUUCCCAAGUUCUUAGCUCAAGCUACGGAAGUACAUCAAGCACUGAGAGCCAGGAUGGAAUCCUCAACUUCCUGCUAUCCAAUACUUCCCUUGGUAGUGGAGGUGGCACCAAUGCUGAGGCUAGCACUGUAACCUCAACUCCUCUAACAGGCAUCCUUUGGAACUCACAAAGGGACAGCAUGAAGGAAGAGAACUUUGACUUACCAAUCUGGUCACCUUCAAACAUGGAGGAGGCACCUGCUGAACCUUUCCAGCCCACCCUGGAGGAAAUUGAAGAGUUCUUAGAAGAAAACAUGAAUGGUGUGGUGUCCCUCAAGCAUGAGGGGAACACACAUCUUGGAUUGGAGAUCCAAGGUCUAGAGCUAGACCUCGGGUUGGGGACAGGAGUGGUGGUCAUGGAAGAGCCCUCAUCUGAAGUGCCAGAGACAAGCACCAUUGGAUCUCAGCAUCAUUCUAAUCAAACUUUGUCAAUGGCUAAGCUUCCAUCAGACCUUAGAGUUGAUCAUGAGACCAAAAGCACAGAUAGUAUUCCAAGUAAUCAAGACCCAAGCACGCAGACAGAGGAUGCGAUAAAGAAGGAGGCCCAAAGUGGACCUGUCUCCACUGAGAACAGCACGACCACCAAUGCCAGCAGUGGGAUGCCUGUUAUUCUUCAAAUCCAACCAAUUCCGAUCAAACAGGAGAAUCAGAGCCCCAGUGGGGCUGCAACUCCUCCCUCAGCAACUCAGACCCCCACCCCUGGCACAGACAUCAAAAUUGCCCAACUGCUGGUGAACAUCCAGGGACAGACCUUUGCGCUGGUUCCUCAGUUUCUACCCUCUGCCCCAAAUUCAUCUUCACCGUCUACCAGGCUAAAUGGCACAUCUAAAUUUGUGCGGAUAGCACCUGUGCCCAUCGCAGCAAAACCUGUGGGUAGUGGAGGGGAUGGCCUUGGUUUGGGUGGGUUCCAAGGUGGUCUCCUAGUUGGAGGAGCACAGAAGUUCCAGAAGAAUCCAGUGGCAGAUCUCAUCAAAAUGCACAAGUGCAACUUUCCUGGCUGUGCCAAAAUGUACACUAAGAGUAGCCAUCUUAAAGCUCACCUGAGGAGGCAUACUGGAGAGAAACCAUUUGCCUGUAACUGGCCUGGCUGUGUAUGGAAGUUUUCCCGCUCAGAUGAGUUGUCCCGUCACCGGCGGUCGCACUCUGGGGUAAAGCCAUACCAGUGUCCUGUGUGUGAGAAGAAGUUUGCCCGCAGCGAUCACUUGUCAAAACACAUCAAAGUCCACCGCUUUCCCAGGAACAGCCGGACAGUCCGCACUGCUGCCUGAUCCCAUCCCGGCUGCACUCGUUGAACCACAAAAUCACAACACAUUUGACGUAUGUGAAUAGGUGAGAGAAAACUGAAGGACGCAUAAGAAGCAUCAUUUCUGAGCAUAUUUACUGUAUAGUGUAUUAAAUUAAAUCACAGUGGCAGAACAUAGGCAAAAUGUAUUGUCAUCUUUGGUGCUACAUUCUGGAUGGAAUAUUAAGAAAAGCAGACCGGCAUUAAUGCAGACUGUGCUAAUGGGGAUCAGUCGAUUUAAAUAAGCUACGGGGACACUUUCAUAAACCACACCAUUUUUAUACGAGUGCGGAAUGACAAUAGAAAUCAAAAAGAAAAAAAAAGCAGUGUCGAUUGUACAUGUUUAAUAUGUACACCUACAAUCAGUGUUGUAAAGCUCUCUUUUUUUUUCCUAAGGCAAGCAGUUUUGUAAUAAGGUGUUUGUAUUUUUAUUAAUGUCGCCUCUCAAUGGCUCUGCUGUGUUUUUUGGCCUUAGUCAACCACAAAGCUCUUAUCUCAGGUUUGACUUGGGUGUUGGGGACACUGUAACCCAGUCCAGUGUUUUUCAGAACAAAUGAUGAGUUUCAAGAGAAUGUGACGCAAUCAGACAAUUAGAAUAAUAACUAAGAGCAUUAAUUAUUUAUACUCUGAGUAAGCACUCAGCAGCAAUGACACUAAAUAAGAUUCAGCUGAUAUUUGUAAGCAUAUGGAGCAUUUGGAACCAAGUGUCUUCGCUUCCUGUUUCAUUAUUUUAUUUCCUGUGACACAGAAUGUGCCUCCAAAACUCCAGCAUGUCACUCAGUGCGUUUACAUGCACAUAGAGAAAAUCGAAUUUCUGCCGUAGCUCGACUGAAAUCGAAGUUCUAAAUGCCAUGGAAACACCUUAGCUUGGCUGAAAUCGAACCGAACUGGAUUUCUCGUAAUCGAGCUACGCGACCUAGAUUAUGCGAUUGUAGCCGAGCUACUUAGUGCAUGUAAACCCUAUCGAGCUACGUAGUCGAGCUACUUACUUCAGCACUGCCUCUUCCGGAAGUGACGAGAUCACAAGCGGGAAACACAACAGCCUCGGUCGGCAUGACAACAGUAGUAGUAGUGAGCAGCAGAAGAGGUCAGGAGGAACAAGGAGAACGAACGAACACGGAACUGAUAACUUUGUUUAUACUCUUGAAUAGCUCUUCUUCAUGAUGACAACCGGAAGUGUACCAACACGAUGGGGCGUGUAGCGCCACCUGUGGCUCGGGUGCACAAUGUACCUCACACAAUAGCUUGAUUUCCUUGUGUGCAUGUAGGAUUGGAUUUCUCUGGCACCCCUGCUGGGACCCUUAGCUCGAUUAUCGACAGCAGCUCGAUUUGGAUGUGCAUGUAAACGCACUGACUAGAUUAUGUACAGAUCAUUGCAUUACUAAUGCUGGUGCUAUAUACAAUACGUCUACCCCCCCCCCCCCCCCCGCCCCCCACCUUCACACAAACUUGAGUGUGAACAUGAAACUGUAGCUGUUACUUUCAGUAAACCGAAAGUGAUCAAGAUAAAAUCGUUUUGUACAGGUUGAGGCUUACAUACUGUAACGGUUACAUAUCAGCAUGUUUGGGUUUGUUCAAGUUUGUUAGGAAGGUUGGGCAAGUAGUGUGGAAAUACUGAGGUGCUUGUGGCUGAAGUAAGCAAAACCACAGUAGCAUUGGUACCAUGUUUCAUGUAGUGUUUAUUAUUAUUUUUGGGCACUUCUGGAUGUGAGGAAACUUACUUCCUUAUCUGUUUCACAUGUUAUCUUUCUGAUCAAGGGGCCCAUUGUACAUAUAUAAUGGCAUUCCUUUCAUUCAUAGAAUGAAUUUUAUGAAUACUUGUUAACACAGGUGUUUUUAGCCACAUCCUAUGAAUGUAUGUAAAUAAAACCUGUAUGAUUUUAGUAGUGGGAAGACUGAGCAACAAAUUAAACAAACGGAAAUUGUUGUUUGUGGUUAAGGUUUUCAGUGUAAGCUUAAAUGUGUACAUAAGUGUUUCCAUACCUAUAAGUAUAUAAAUAUAUAUAUUUUUU
Messenger RNA from Neoarius graeffei (lesser salmon catfish), 3973 nucleotides. RefSeq names its product Krueppel-like factor 15. Gene Ontology annotation, biological process: regulation of transcription by RNA polymerase II. The transcript is spliced from 4 exons. The coding region runs from base 439 to 1947 and encodes 502 amino acids. Lineage: Eukaryota; Metazoa; Chordata; Actinopteri; Siluriformes; Ariidae. The record is from RefSeq and is a predicted model, not a curated record. Gene Ontology annotation, molecular function: RNA polymerase II cis-regulatory region sequence-specific DNA binding; DNA-binding transcription factor activity, RNA polymerase II-specific.